AACAAUUCGGAAGCUGUUUCAAGGAAGUGCCGAACGAUGCCCGGCUUUUGUUGGGAGUGGCCACCAGGAAGCCAGCAGCAGGUCUGGACUGGACAUGUGUGGCUGCUUCCUUUCUCCUACCCUUGGUUGGCUGAAGCCAAGCCUCAGAGAAAAGUGUCAGCAAAUGCGUCCCGGGCAGGCGGGAGAGGGCAGGGCGCAGGGUGGCAUGGAGAGGGCAGCUGAUUUACCUAGUGUCAACACUGAGUUGUGACAAUACAAAACACCCUCUGGGCACUGCCAAGGAAACCUGUUUUUCAGGAGAUGGGAGAAAAUGUGGUGCCCAGUUACCCGACCUGAGAGGAGGCUCACCAUGCUCGGGAGGGGAGUGAAGGAGAACCUACUUGGCCGUCUGGUGGAAGGCUGGGUGCUGGAGACCACUCCAGGGUCCUCCACACAGGGGCAUGGUCCCCCCUUGUCCCCGUGAACUGCUCAUUCUUGCUGUUUUGCAGAGGACUUUCCCUGGGCAGACAGACAGGUUCUAACAGGGGCAAGCCCCAGAACUCUUGCCUGGACAAGGAGUCCCAGCAACGUGGCUGCAUUAUCUCCACUCAACAGCGUGUAGGGAAAUUGAGUCCCGAGGACGGGAAAGAACACAUGUCGGAGGCGAGACUUAUGGCCAGAGACGUCAUCAAGACUGUUCCACACGACCAGGUCCCCCAACCUCCAGUGGCCUCUGAGACUCCCAGCAUGAAGGAGCCUGUGAGAGACGUGGACCUCAUGGAGUGCGUGGAAGGCAGAAACCAGGUGGCCUUGAGGCUGGCCUGCAUCGGCGAUGAGAUGGACCUGUGUCUGCGGAGCCCCCGUCUGGUCCAGCUGCCUGGGAUUGCUAUACACAGACUCGCUGUCACCUACAGCCGGACAGGUGUCAGAGGUAUUUUCAGGAGCUUGAUUCGAAGCCUCACCAACCUCAGGGAAAACAUCUGGUCCUGGAGAGUCUUGACUCCUGGCGCCUGGGUGUCACCUGACCAGGACCCUGGGCAGCUGUUUCCGAUGGUGCUGCUGGUCUUCUUGCUGCUGGGUGGGGCCUGGUAUUUGCAGCUUCAGUGAAGUGCAGCUGGGGCAGGGCUGGUCCCUGCCCCCCAACCCCUAGAGGUGCCGGCACCCUAACUGAGGUGUUUUCUGACUGUCCCCCCCCCUUUUUAUAUAUAUAUUUAACUCAGGAUAGUGCUGAGAUUUCAUACAGGUUUUCUGGGUUUUUGUAAGGCAAAUGAAUUCACUGUACCUCAGGAGCAUUACUGGCUAAGUGCCCCUGAGGCUUGGCUGGCCCUUCUUCUCUUGACCCCUGCUCCCUUCCUCUCUGCAGGCUGGUCCUGUGGCCAUCAGUGGGGGGAGUGCUGGCCACACCCCUGUCUGUGAAGCCUUGAGGCACAGGAUCUACUGGACUAGAGUCCUUUGGGGUGGAGAGUUCAAUUAAGUGGUGUUUGCAGGCAAGUUCAAUAAAAUGUUUCCAGCCAGUC
This is a messenger RNA of Mus musculus (house mouse), 1496 nucleotides long. It is a transcript of the gene Bik, whose product is annotated as BCL2-interacting killer. The transcript has 6 exons. Gene Ontology annotation, cellular component: endomembrane system; mitochondrial membrane. The coding region runs from base 634 to 1086 and encodes 150 amino acids. Gene Ontology annotation, biological process: apoptotic process. Lineage: Eukaryota; Metazoa; Chordata; Mammalia; Rodentia; Muridae. The record is from RefSeq and is a predicted model, not a curated record.